Messenger RNA from Phyllostomus hastatus (greater spear-nosed bat), 784 nucleotides. RefSeq names its product transmembrane protein 179 (gene TMEM179). Bases 81 to 779 code for a protein of 232 amino acids. The record is from RefSeq and is a predicted model, not a curated record. Lineage: Eukaryota; Metazoa; Chordata; Mammalia; Chiroptera; Phyllostomidae. The transcript is spliced from 4 exons.
GCGCAGCCUCCCGCGCGCCCCGGUCAGCCUGCGCGCAGCGCUGGGUGCCUCCCGGUCCUGGCCCGCAGCCUCCUCGCGCCAUGGCGUUCAGCCGUUUCCAUCUCGCGCAGUGCGUCUGCUACUUCCUGGCCUUCGUCUUCAGCUUCGUGGUGGUGGUGCCGCUGUUCGAGAACGGCCACGACUUCCGCGGCCGCUGCCUGCUCUUCACCGAGGGCAUGUGGCUGAGCGCCAACAUGACGGUGCAGGGGCGCGAGCGCUUCACGGUGCAGCAGUGGGGCCCGCCGGCCGCCUGCCGCUUCAGCCUGCUCGCCAGCCUCCUCUCGCUGGUGGUCGCCGCGGGCCACGCCUGGCGCACGCUCUUCUUCCUCUGCAAGGGCUACGAGGGCUCCUUCCUCUACUCCCUCCUGAACCUGCUGGUCAACGCCUUCGUGGUCUUCCUCGUCUUCAUCGCCAGCACCAUCGUGAGCGUGGGCUUCACCAUGUGGUGUGACUCUGUCACGGAGAGGGGCACCAUGCCCCGCAGCUGUGAGGACCUCCAGGACGUCAACUUGGAGCUGGACGUGGACAACUCUGCCUUCUACGACCAGUUCGCCAUUGCCCAGCUGGGCCUCUGGGGCGCGUGGAUGGCCUGGCUGAUCCUCACCGUCAUGGCCUUUGUGCGGGUGUACCGCAGCUGCCGGGAGGAGGCCCUGCUGGACAGCCUGGCCCACGAGAAGGAGCUGCUGCUGGCCCGGCCCGACCGCGCCCUCUUCCAGGAGGAGAAGAGUGCCGUCAUCUAGGCGCC